AGCUCAGUGAGCAUUUCUCCCAGAUCUGUUACUUCUUAUCAUGGUAUCAGAGCCUGAUUGCUCUCAACCACUCUAGGGUUUCGUCCCCAUUCUUCUCAUCUCUUUACCCUCAAAUUUUCUGAAAACAAACUAAAGGAAUCAUGGCUGAAGGAGCAGAUUCAACAGCUGGGAAAUCUAUCCAGAGCUCAGCAAGUUCAUCCUACGAAGAUCCUUACCUCAAUCCCUACUAUCUCCCGCCUCAAGAUGGUGCGCUGUCCACCAUAAUCUCUGUGAAACUCGUCGAUGGGAACUAUCACACAUGGAGUCAAGUGAUGCUCGUUGCCUUAGCCACCAAGAACAAGGUAGCUUUCAUCGAUGGAACCAUACCAGUACCCAAGGUAACAGAACCCUCUUAUCAGUUAUGGUUGCGCUGUAAUGGUACUAUUCGCUGCUGGAUUUACAAUUCCUUAGCUGAGGAUAUAGCGAAUAGUGUCAUGGGUUUGGAGAGUGCUCAGGCUGUUUGGGAAAAUCUGAAGAACAUGUUUAGCCAGGAGGACAAUAUUAGGGUUUAUGAUUUGAAGGGUCAAUUGGCCAAAUGUGUUCAAGGAGAACAGUCUAUAAGUCAGUACUUCACCAACAUUACUGUGUUGUGGGAGGAGUUGAAGAGAUAUCGUCCAAUACCUUGCUGCCCUUGCAAUACCCCAUAUGAAACUAUGAAAAAGUAUGAGGAUAAUGAUUUUGUCAUUAAGUUUAUGCAAGGAUUGAAUGAAAGUUAUCAAUCUGCCAAGACCCAAGUGCUCAUGAACUCAACGUUGCCAUCAAUUGAUGUUGUUUUCAAGCAAUUCUUGCAACUGGAAAGACAGAUGAAGAGUGCUCCUAAGUCUAGUGGAGUUGAUUCAGUUGCAUUGGCAGUUGGUUCACCACAGAAUGCCAAACACAAUGACAGAGACUAUAAGGAUGGCAAGAAAUUCUGUAGGUAUUGUAAGAAGGAUAAUCACAUCAUUAGUGAAUGCUACAGACUGAAAAACAAGAAAACAAGGGAAUCUGGUGGCUCAAGCUUUGCUGGCUCAGUUGAAACAGGAUCUGAAUCUGACUCAGGGAUUCUUGGAGCAGCAUCUGUGCAACAGGAUGCACAAAACAGAAACAAUUCCAUUGGCCUAGCCAGUCUUCAACUGAGCAAUUAUCAAAUGGAUAAAUUGAGGAUCCUGCUGCUUGGCUCACCACAAACAUCUCCUUCUCCACCAACAUCACCAUCUGUCAGACAUGUGGCAAAUGCAGCAGUGACCACUCAGUCUCAAACUGGCCAGCAUCAAUCAGGAGCCACUCAAUACCACCCUGUUUAUCUUCCCUCGAGUUCAGGUACCACAGUCCUCUCAACUCUCUUAUCUAGGACAGUGGAACCACCAUGGGUUUUAGACACAUGUGCUACAGAUCACAUAAUUUGUGAUCUGAAGUAUUUCUUAAAAUGCAAGUCAUUACAGGGAGUCUUUGUCAAUUUACCAAAUGGUAACAAGGUCCAGGCCACACACAUAGGCAUAGUUAGACUUCCCUGUUGACUAUUUCUUUCUCAAGUCCUAUUUGUUCCAAGUUUCAGUUACAAUCUUGUUUCUGUCAGUAAACUCACCAAAACCAACCCAAUCUCACUUCUUUUUAAAUCAUCUUUCUGUGUCAUCCAGGACCUUAUUACACAGAGGAGGAUUGGUUUAGCCCAAGUGGAUAAAGGACUAUACCUAUU
Linum trigynum is the source of this 1714-nucleotide messenger RNA. The record is from the annotation of a GenBank genome assembly. NCBI's taxonomy places the organism in Eukaryota, Viridiplantae, Streptophyta, Magnoliopsida, Malpighiales, Linaceae.